ACGUAACACAAGAUGUUCGACCUCCGAUAUUACCUCGCUAAAAAAGAUGUCUUCUGGAAAGCGUAGACUUAUUCAUAAACCAAUUGAAAUAGAACCCAUACCAAUGGCUCCUCUUGAUUCUGAUGAUGAAAAUCAUAUUCACGAGGUUGUUGUAGACGCCACCAAAGGCGUAUCCAAAGAUUACGUUGACCAUGGUGACCAAUCUCUUACGUGUGGUUUAUGCUUUGCAAAGUUAUGGGCUACCGAAGGUGGAAAGGGUCGCAUUGCACUUCAAAAACAAACAUAUAGCUUAUGUUGUGGAUAUGGUAAAGUUGACUUGCCUGAAUAUAAAGAUUCUCAUCCAUCUUAUCAGAUGCUUUUUCGCUCUUUAGAUCAAGAAAGCAAGUUUUUCUUAAAGAAUAUAAGACGUUACAAUUCUAUGUUUUCCUUUACUUCAAUGGGAGGAAAAGUAGAUACUAAAAUAAACAAAGGAAAUGCUCCAUAUGUUUAUAGAAUCAGUGGUCAGAAUGCACAUAGUAUGGGUAGUCUUCUUCCUAAGGACGGAGCCCAGCCAAAAUUCUCACAACUUUAUAUCUAUGAUACUGAGAAUGAGCUUGCUAAUAGAGAGUUGUUAUUUGGUGAUUCUACAAGCAAAGCAUCUUUAAGGGCAAAGGAACUUGAUGCUAAAUUUAUAAAGUUUCUUACCAACAUGUUAGAUUCUACCAAUAUGCUGGUAAAAACUUACAGAAUGGUACGCGACCACCUCCAUGAGAAUCCUAACGUUUCCCUUAGGCUACGGAUAAUCUCACAGAGAGAUCGUGACGGAAGGACAUACAAUUUACCUACGUGUUCUGAAGUUGCUGCUUUAAUAGUUGAUGAACCUGAUCUCAAGAUAGAAAGUCGUGAUAUUAUUGUCGAAAAGCGUUCAGGAGUCCUUAAGCGUAUUAGCGAGUUACAUCCUUCUUACCUUGCUCUCCAGUAUCCAAUUCUUUUUCCGUACGGAGACGAUGGCUAUAGGAUUAAUAUUCCUCAUAGGGAUUUUGGUCCUAACACAAAGAAGACAAGACCAACUUGCACUAUGAGGGAAUUUUUUUCUUAUAGAAUUCAGGAUAGACAUAACAAGUUUUCUAUAAUUCUUAAUGCAAGAAGGUUGUUUCAGCAGUUUUUAGUCGAUGCCUGCACAAUGAUUGAAAGUGAGAGGCUCAACUUCAUACGUUUUCAGCAAAUCAAACUGAGAUCUGACUCGCUUAACAGUCUUAAAAAUGUUCAAGAGGUUGGUCAGAGUGAUUUGAGUCAUACAGGACAACCUGUUAUAUUACCGUCAUCGUUUACUGGUGGUUCUUGA
Messenger RNA from Helianthus annuus (common sunflower), 1324 nucleotides. RefSeq lists its product as uncharacterized. The coding region runs from base 47 to 1324 and encodes 425 amino acids. The record is from RefSeq and is a predicted model, not a curated record. Lineage: Eukaryota; Viridiplantae; Streptophyta; Magnoliopsida; Asterales; Asteraceae. The transcript has 3 exons.